AGCAAUAAUUCUAACUUUAAUUUCCAAAAAAAUUCACUCUCAUUUCUACUUAAAUUGUGAUAAUUCGUGGGGUACCUUUGUUUUUUUUACAUUCAGAGAGAGAGAGAGAGAGAGAGAGAGAGAUUCUUGAAAAAAGUUAAAAGGUUAGAUCUUUAAUGGAGGAUUCAAGAAGAGGAAGGGGACAUGAAUACAACUUGGCUUGGAGGAAAGCUGAAGAAGCAGCUUUGAGGCGAUAUCAAGCGACCCACUGGUUAGAAUGUUUCGUUGGACCAUUAGGUAUAUCAAGCCAGCCUUCUGAGAGAGAGUUUGUUUCUUGCUUGAGAAAUGGUUUGGUUCUUUGCAAUUUAAUUAACAAAGUUCGACCAGGAUCAGUUCCAAAGGUUGUAGAAAACCACAUGCCUUCGCAUUCAAUCAUGUGGGAUUCUCAGCCAUUACCAGCUUAUCAAUAUUUUGAGAACAUUAGGAACUUUUUGGUAGCUGUGGAAGAUUUAAAGCUACCAGCAUUUGAGGCAUCGGUAUUCGAAAGGGAUAAUAUAGAGGCAGGUUCAUUGACAAAGGUUGUGGAUUGCAUUUUGGAACUUAAAGCAUAUCAUGAGUGGAAGCAAAUGACCGGAGGCGUCGGAUGUUAUAAACCUCUAAGGUCUCCUCUCUUGACCCCUUCGAGGGGAAGGAUUCAAGCACGACAACCUAUGACGAUUAAUUCUGAUAGUUGCAGGCGAUUGGAAAUGUCUGCUGCCUGUCCAAAACAAUCAGCAGCAGAGGAUGAAAUUCAGAAAAUCGAAGGCAUAAUUGUCAAGGCUCUAGCUGAAAGAAUGGUGGACAUGAAGGAAAACAUGGGCAAUAACUUCUUUGCUUCUUUUCGCAAUGGGAAUGUGAACCAAGUUGACUUGUUCAGCAGGAUCUUGUCUAGUUGCUUUGAGGAACAACCUCGAAACAAGUUGCCGAAGUUGAAAUCGGAUCCUUUAAAAGAGAUGAGCUGCUCAGAAGACAACUCCACAUGCAUACCUCUCCAAAAUUUAUCUAAUCUUAGAAACCGCGAGUGUUGCAGAGCUUGCAUAAAGAAGGGCACUUGCAACCACUGGACUCUAGUUACAAUGCAAGAAAAGGAACUUUCGAAUCUUAAGGUCCUGUUAUCAAGCACGAAAAGAGAAUUUGAAGAUCUGCAGUCUCAGCUACAAAGUGAUCUGAAGCAACUUGGUGAUCAAGUACUCGAGAUGUCUAAUGCUGCUCUUGGAUAUCACAAGGUUCUGAAAGAAAACAGAACUUUGCAUAACAUGGUUCAGGACCUAAAAGGGAAUAUUCGAGUUUACUGCAGAAUAAGGCCUGCCUUCAGUGCAGAAGCGAAAACUGCCGUAGAUUUUAUUGGAGAAGAUGGUUCUUUGGUUGUAAUUGACCCACUAAAAUCCUGGAAAGAUGGGAGGAAAAUUUUCCAGUUCAACCGUGUUUUCGGUCCAACUGCCACUCAGGAGGAUGUAUUUCGAGACACAAAACCGCUUGUAAGAUCUGUGAUGGAUGGUUAUAAUGUGUGCAUAUUUGCUUAUGGUCAAACUGGAUCAGGGAAAACAUAUACUAUGUCUGGCCCUGGAGGUGGAUCAUCAAAUGAAUUCGGAAUCAACCAAUUGGCUCUGAAUGAUCUAUUCCUACUGUCUGAUGAAAGGAAGGACAUCAUGAAUUAUAAGAUCCACGUUCAAAUGGUCGAGAUAUACAAUGAGCAAAUUCAUGAUCUUCUUGCAAAGGAUGCUUCACUUACCAAUUUAGAGAUUAGAAUCUGCAUGAGUGGCAAUGGUUUGCCUCUGCCUGAUGCUAGCAUGCAUCCAGUGAAUUGUGCUGCAGAUGUUAUAAACCUGAUGAAACUUGGUGACUUGAACCGUGCUGUUGGCUGUACUGCCAUGAACAACCGCAGUAGCCGUUCACACAGUGUGCUGACUGUACAUGUGCAUGGUGAAGAUACAUCUGGAAACAUAAUACACAGUUGCCUCCAUUUGGUUGAUCUUGCUGGCAGUGAACGAGUUGACAAGUCAGAAGUUACUGGAGACGGCCUCAAAGAGGCACAACAUAUAAAUAAAUCUCUCUCUUGCUUGGGUGAUGUGAUCACAGCAUUGGCACAGAAGAAUUCUCACAUCCCUUAUAGAAACAGCAAACUCACAUUACUCUUGCAGAACUCUUUAGGUGGACAAGCAAAAACGUUGAUGUUUGCUCAUGUUAGUCCUGAAGGGGAUUCCUUUGGAGAAACAGUCAGUACUCUGAAGUUUGCACAGAGGGUUUCGAGUGUAGAACUUGGUGCAGCUCGUUUAAAUAAAGAGAGCACCGAAGUUUUAGAACUCAAAGCUGAGAUUGAGACCCUCAAAAAGGCGUUGGCUAACAAGGAAACACAAACUCCGCAAAUUAACAAACCAAAGGAAGCAGCAAGAACACCUUUCCAGAAGCCUAAAGCAAUAGCUGAGAGACCCACUCCACGAGCUCGAAGAUUAAGCAUAGAGAAUUGCACCACCAUGAGGGUAGAAAAGGCCAACGCUGAUGAUGAAACGGGAUCCAAAACCCCAGCUGUGAAAACUCGUUCGAGAAGAUUAAGUUUAGAAAGGCCAAGAUUAGCCAGUAAGAACCUUGAACAGAUCAAAUCAUUAGAAACCACAAGCAAGCGAGAUGAUAAGCCAGAAGUUGUGUGCUUACAGAAAUCUAGCGAGCUUCAAGAGGGAGAUGAUAUCACAAAAUUUUAUGAUCAAGUCGGUAGCAUGGAGGCUCCUCACAGUCCAACUUCUGCUUUUAAACGCCAGCAGCCUCCUCGAAGCCCAACUGCUGGUUUUAAAAUUCAGCAGGCUCCUCCGAGUCCAACUUCUGCCUAUAAAAGACAGCAGCCUCCUCGAAGUCCAAUUUCUGGUUUCAAAAGUCAGCAGGCUCCUCGGAGUCCAACUUCUGCUUUUAAAAGCCAGCAGCCUCCUCGAAGUCCAACUUCUGGUUUCAAAAGUAAGCAGGCUCCUAGAAGUCCAACUUCUGCCUAUAAAAUCCAGCAGCCUCCUCGGAGUCCAACUUCUGUUUUUAAGAGCUGCAAUGCACCUAGGAGUCCAACAAGUGCUGCCAUUAAAAACCAGGGGGUGAAAACAACAGAUAACAGGACAAGGAUUCCUUCUCUUCAACUACCCAAAACACCCGAGCCACUGAUAACCUCUAUAGAUGAGAUCAAGGGAGGAAUUCGAAGUGAGCUUACAAUUUCAUCCGAAUUCCAGACACCUACUUUGAUUAGCAGCACUCAUGGAAAGGGAUCUCAAAUACGAAGAUCACUUCGCACUAUUGGGAAACUGAUAAAUGGCUCCGACAGAAAGAACCAACAGAAAAGGACUGAAGCAGCACCACUAUCACCUUUCAAUUGCCAAAAUGAGGUGAAGUCACCAAUCGCUUCUAAUGCACGGACACUAAGAAGACAAUCCCUAACUGGCAUUCCACCACCAACCAUGUCGAGGAGAUCUUCACUUGGAGGAGGGACCUUGCCUGAUUCUUGUGCAAACGAAAGCAGAAAUUCCAAGACUCCUCCAUCACACGCUUCAGCCAAGUCGAGGUGGCUAUAAGGAACACUAAGUAGUUAACAUCAAGGAGUUAGCUGUAGGGAUCAAAAAGUAGGUUUUUGGCUUUGGUACACUGAAUACUGAAUGCUUGACUUCGAGCUAGGACAAACAUUGAUGACACGGUUAUGCUGCAGAUACUCGCUGCAAGUUUAGAUGUAGUAAGGCUGUUAACAUUGACAUUUCUGUACAGACUACUGAGGCAGAAAU
Nicotiana tabacum (common tobacco) is the source of this 3767-nucleotide messenger RNA. RefSeq names its product kinesin-like protein KIN-14L. The record is from RefSeq and is a predicted model, not a curated record. NCBI's taxonomy places the organism in Eukaryota, Viridiplantae, Streptophyta, Magnoliopsida, Solanales, Solanaceae. Gene Ontology annotation, cellular component: microtubule cytoskeleton. Gene Ontology annotation, biological process: microtubule-based movement. Gene Ontology annotation, molecular function: ATP binding; microtubule motor activity; microtubule binding.